AUGAUUUUCUCGGAGCUAAGGGAAUCCAGAAUGGGUUACAUGAACUCGUUGCGAGCUUCUGAGGACUCGAAACUUUACGUUGCCAGAUCGCUCUCUCACGACAGCGAAAGAACAAGAACAAUCGAUAGAAACCCUCCACAGGACGCUUUUCAAAAUCCAGAGCCACCACAAAACCUAGCCUUUCUCGAAAACGAAGAUCAAAUUGAGCAAGACCAGAAUUUGCGCUUGGAAAGCGAUACAACCGACGUAGAAACUAUUGGCGUCAUUUCUGUGAAUGGUAGCGUCAUACAUUACUCUUUAGGUCCUUCUGCAGCUGACCUACAGCAACAAAUCUUCACACCAACUGUGAUUGGUGAUAAUGGCAGGCUGACUUUGAGGUUGCUGAACGUUUAUUUGGCGCUAUUCAUUACUGACACCAGCUUUGCUCAAGAUUUGGAACACACCGAAUCUGCUGAUGAGUGGAUCAGAAAGAAAGCCUCGCCACAAAUUUUGAUUAACGACAUCACCGGCUCCGUGGGGAAGCUCGUGGAUGUGAUUGGAUUUGUGGAUCAGAUCAUACAGACGUUAUCGAGUUUCCUAUGCAAUGACGCUUUUCAAGAAAAAUGCCAUGUCGAAGCCUGGGGAAUAGAGGACAUUUCCACAUUCGAGCGCCAGAUUUCUUCCAUUUUGAGAUCCUUCAUCUUGGAGUACGCACCACAAGCCAAGCUGUCAGCGAUGUGCCCUCAAUUCGAAAAAUCUGUAUCGCUUCUCAAAAGCUUGGGUACCGAAACCUGCUAUUGGAAACAGACUAGAACAUCUAAUAGUCAUGAAGUUGACGACGAGCCAGACUGGAUCAUGGACAAAAUGCGGAAACUCAGGUGUGUGCCACCAACCAUUGUGGAAUCAUUGAAUUUCGAUGUUGCAAUGCCUGCCAACGCAACACCAUAUGCGAGGAGUCGCAAAGGUGAGAUAGAGCUUUUGGAAAUCUUCACUUCUCUUUACGCCAUUUUUUUGACGGAGAUCAAAAAGCUUUUCCAAUCUGUCCUUUCUGUCUCGCGAACAACAGGAAUUCUCCGCAACUUGGACAUCUCUUUAUUGGUCGAAAGCCUCGAAGGAUUCUUGCGUAACUCCUUCAUUAGUGGCACUUCUCAGUUGCUUGUCGAUCUCGAUAAACUGGUUCUAGUCUGGGCUCAGGAUAAUGAAUUUUUCAAAGAGAACACGAAGGCAUGGGCAUCUCGGUUUAUCGCCAACUGGAAUACUGACAAAAACACAGGCGGCUUAGGCAGCACUGCGACGGUUAGCACAACAAACAGCUGUGAAGCCACGAGUCCCGAGUUUGACCUUGUACGGCUGUUUAUCAAUGAAGUCCUUGACAUUUGCGCACUUGGUACAUGUCGAAGGUCGGAACCCUUGGAGACGCUGACAAUGCGAGAGAAGGCACCAACUAGCGGGCUGGGAUGGCUAACGAUCUUCCAAGAAGGUGAUGAUGGCGAGCAAGCCCAUGAAGAUCACGCGAAUGCCAUUACCUGUGAGAUCAACUCAUCAGAAGAUGAAGUGACGGACGAGUUUCGACAGUUGCAGGCACUAUACGGCGGGGAGUUUUCCAUGAUGGAAGACGAAACCACUAUGAACGUUAUUCCGGAAUCCGAACAUUUCUGGUCCCGCCACAAAACACAUCACCACAAGCCAGGUCAGUUCCGGAAUUGGAUCAAACGGGGUCUCCGCCCCCAAGAUGUGGUUCAGAAACAUCGUAUCGUGGAAAAAUGUCACCGUGCCAAGGAAAAACUGAAAGGUUUUGCACAUAAGGUGUCACACAAAGAGCAGGGGCCCACACUUCUGAGCGCUUGGCACAAGACCGCUGCCAAUCAACAUGCCCCUGCCUCCACGAGACCCGCUUAUUGCUUCGAAGAAGCUUUUGACAGAACCACGUAUGGUGCGACUUUCCAUGAACAGCAGAUUCCACGUCGUUACGAAAACCUAAGACGCAAGAAAGACCGAUUCAUGUUCUUAUUCUUUGGCGAAGAAAAGUGA
Molecule: messenger RNA, 2010 nt
Organism: Lachancea sp. 'fantastica'
Lineage: Eukaryota; Fungi; Ascomycota; Saccharomycetes; Saccharomycetales; Saccharomycetaceae
Source: the annotation of a GenBank genome assembly